Messenger RNA from Rattus rattus (black rat), 1550 nucleotides. It is a transcript of the gene Wdr54, whose product is annotated as WD repeat domain 54. The record is from RefSeq and is a predicted model, not a curated record. NCBI's taxonomy places the organism in Eukaryota, Metazoa, Chordata, Mammalia, Rodentia, Muridae. Gene Ontology annotation, biological process: cilium assembly; cilium-dependent cell motility; sperm axoneme assembly. Gene Ontology annotation, molecular function: protein binding. The coding region runs from base 491 to 1495 and encodes 334 amino acids. The transcript has 10 exons.
GCGACCCAACGGUCGCCUCGGCAACCAGACCGGCUGAGGGUCCGUGGCGCGGUCCACGGUUGCUUAGCAACCGCGUAGCCGCGCGUAGCCAGUUCCAGUCACAGGCCACGCCUAGAGGCCGUGCGUCCGUGCGUCGUCUCUAUGGUGGCGGCGGAUUCGGAGGGACUUGAGGAUCGCGGCGCCAGGCAAGGCGCACUUGAGGGUUGGGGGUGGGUUGCAGGUGUGACCCCUGACCUUGGCGUGGGCCUUCAGGUAGCCAAGCUGUGGGAGGAAGGGUUGGAGACCACAUUCUGCCUUUUUAGCUGAGACGUUCGGUGCUACCAGGUCUUUACAUCAUCAUUCUUCCUGUGGGAUUCCCUGGUGGCCUCAACACUCAACCCUGAGGCUCUCCUGCUCCGUGGGAUCCUGUCCUCCACUUGUGACUAUUAUCCAUCCUUGUGACUUUCCUCGGGGACUCUAUCUGUCAAGGCUCUCUCUCAGUGUCUCCCGGAUGUUCCGCCGCGAGCGCUCCAUCCCACUUCGUGGCUCUGCCGCCGCCCUGUCUAACAACCUCAGUGUACUGCAGCUUCCAGCCCGUGAUCUCACGCAUUUUGGGGUGGUUCAUGGACCGAGCGCCCAGCUUCUCAGCGCUGCCCUUGAGGGUGUGCCCUUGGCCCAGCGCCAGCUCCACGUUAAAGAGGGCGCUGGAGUGAGUCCCCCACUUAUCACUCAGGUCCACUGGUGUGUCCUCCCCUUCAGAGUACUGCUGGUCCUCACCUCACACCGAGGAAUACAGAUGUACGAGUCUGACGGCUCCGUCAUGGUUUACUGGCAUGCCUUGGACUCAGGAGAUGCUUCUUCAGUACAGGCUAUGUUUGCCCGAGGAAUUGCUGCCAGCGUCCACUUCAUCUGUGUGGGAACGUGGUCUGGUCGGAUACUGGUCUUUGAUAUCCCCGCUAAGGGUCCCAAUAUUGUACUCAACGAGGAACUAGCUGGGCACCAGACACCAAUCACAGAUAUCGCCACUGAGCGUGCCCAGGGACAGGAUGGUGUUGCUGACAUGGUGACAGCAGAUGACUCAGGUGUCCUGUGUGUCUGGAGGUCAGGACCUGAGUUCACCUUACUGACCCGAAUAGCAGGAUUCGGGGUCCCGUGCCCCUCUGUGCAGCUGUGGCAGGGGAUCGUAGCAGCAGGCUAUGGAAAUGGGCAAGUGCGUCUGUAUGACGCUGGCACAGGAGCCCUCCACAUCCAGAUCAGUGCCCACGCCCGGACCAUCUCUGCCCUGGACCUAGCUCCAGAGGUGGGCAAGCUGCUGUCUGCAGCUGAGGAUACCUUUGUACACAUCUGGAAGCUGAACAGAAACCCAGAGAGUGGCUCCAUUGAGGUGGAACACUGCCACGGCGAAUGCAUUUCUGACACGCAGGUGUGCGGUGCUCGGUUCUGUGACCCAGGGGGCAGCUCCUUUGCUGUGACAGGCUAUGACCUUGCUGAGAUCCUGAGAUUUGGCAGUGUCUGAGAGUGGAGCAGCGGUCCCUUCUCCCUUGGUAUUUAUAAAGUAUUCCCUCCACCAA